UUCCCAGAGUGUGGCUUCUUCGGCAUGUAUGACAAGAUCCUGCUGUUCCGCCAUGACCUAAAUGACGAGAACAUCCUGCAGAGGUUGACCUCAGUAGAAGACAUCCAUGAAGGGGACCUCAUUGAGGUGGUGCUGUCUGCUCAAGCCACAGUUGAGGACUUCCAGAUCCGACCUCAUGCCCUCUAUGUACACUCCUACAAGGCCCCCACCUUCUGCGACUACUGUGGAGAGAUGCUGUGGGGUCUCGUCCGUCAGGGGCUCAAAUGUGAAGGAUGUGGGCUGAACUAUCACAAGCGUUGUGCCUUCAAGAUCCCAAAUAACUGUACUGGAGUGAGGAAAAGGCGGUUAUCCAACGUUUCACUGCCUGGACCAUCUCUAUCCGUUCCGAGAGCGCUGCCUGCUGAAAAUGCAGUGGUUGUUCCUGAUGAGCAACAGCGGUCACAUCAGGAGGCGGGGAAGCGCAUCCUGUCCUGGAGUGGCAGGCCUAUCUGGAUGGAUAAGAUGGAGAAGACACGGGUCAAGGUGCCGCACACCUUUGCCAUCCACACCUACACUCGGCCAACCAUCUGCCAGUACUGCAAACGGCUACUCAAGGGUCUCUUUCGCCAGGGAAUGCAGUGUAAAGACUGCAGAUUUAACUGCCAUAAGAGGUGUGCUUCAAAGGUACCAAGAGACUGUUUAGGGGAGGUGGACUUUAAUGGUGAGCCAGCCAGCCCCGGGCCUGAUUCUGAUACUACCAUGGAUAUGAUGGAGGUGGACAGUAGUGAUAUGGAUGGUGGAAGAAGUCUGGAUGAUCCAGAUGAACCGUCCACUCCAGACGGGAUGUUCGGCAUGGAUUCUCCCUUCACAGAUAGAGAAAAGGAUGAGGAGCCAAUCAAGACUAUAAGUCCUUCAACCAGCACCAAUAUUCCCCUCAUGCGGGUGGUCCAGUCUAUCAAGCAUACCAAGAGACGGAGCUCUACUCUGGUGAAGGAGGGCUGGAUGGUUCAUUAUACAAGCAGAGACAACCUGCGGAAGAGACAUUACUGGAGGCUGGACAGCAAGAGUCUGAGUCUUUUCCAGAAUGACACUGGAGCUAAGUUCUAUAAAGAGAUCCCUCUGUCCGAGAUCCUCCAGGUGGAGCCGUUCAGAGACUACAGUAAUUUGGCGCAGGGCAGCAACCCGCACUGCUUUGAGAUCAUCACGGCCACCAUGGUCUACUACGUGGGAGAAAAUAACGGCAGCCACUACCACAGCCCUGCACUGGCUGCUUCUGGAGUGGGUGUGGAGGUGGCCCAGGGCUGGGAGAAGGCCAUCAGACAGGCCCUGAUGCCCGUCACCCCUCAGCCGAGUGUGGCCAGUGCAGCCGGUCAGGGAAGAGAUCACAAAGAGCUAUCCAUCAGCAUAUCAGUGUCCAAUUGCCAGAUCCAGGAGAAUGUGGAUAUUGCCUCUGUGUAUCAAAUAUUUUCUGAUGAGGUGCUGGGAUCAGGCCAGUUUGGCAUUGUGUAUGGAGGGAAGCACAGAAAGACCGGCAGAGAUGUUGCCAUCAAAGUUAUAGACAAGAUGAGAUUUCCUACCAAGCAGGAGAGCCAGCUAAGGAAUGAGGUCGCCAUAUUACAGAAUCUACAUCAUCCAGGUAUCGUUAACCUGGAGUGUAUGUUUGAGACUCCAGAGCGAGUGUUUGUUGUCAUGGAGAAGCUGCAUGGAGACAUGCUGGAGAUGAUCCUGUCCAGCGAGAAGAGCAAACUACCAGAGCGAAUCACCAAAUUCCUGGUCACACAGAUCCUGGUGGCCUUGAGGCAUCUGCACUUCAAAAACAUUGUUCACUGUGACUUGAAGCCUGAAAAUGUACUACUAGCCUCCGCAGAGCCUUUUCCACAGGUGAAGCUGUGUGACUUCGGCUUUGCACGUAUCAUUGGUGAGAAGUCGUUCCGGAGGUCAGUCGUGGGCACGCCAGCUUACCUGGCCCCAGAGGUGCUGCGGAGCAAAGGCUACAACCGCUCCUUAGACAUGUGGUCAGUGGGAGUCAUCGUCUACGUCAGCUUGAGCGGGACCUUCCCUUUUAACGAGGAUGAAGACAUUAACGAUCAGAUCCAGAACGCCGCCUUCAUGUACCCCCCGACACCCUGGAAGGACAUCUCUGCAGAGGCCACAGACCUGAUCAACAAUCUUCUCCAAGUCAAGAUGAGGAAGAGGUACAGCGUGGACAAGUGUCUCAGCCAUCCCUGGUUACAGGAUUACCAGACGUGGCUGGACCUCAGGGAGUUCGAAACGCGGCGAGGUGAGCGUUACAUCACCCACGAGAGUGACGACGCUCGGUGGGAGGAGUACGCGGACGAGCACAACCUCGUUUACCCCCAACACUUCAUCAUGGCUCCCAACCUAGAUGACAUGGAGGAGGACCCCUAGUGGUCAAUUGGCUUUACUGCAGUGUGCAUCCACAUGAAGGAAGGGAUUGUCAAAGGGGACUUUUUUGGAAAAAACAAAAAGAACAUACUUUGGGAGCAGCAGGUCGCUCCCCCCAACCCAGAACUGUUUGUUGUGGAAACAGAGCAAAGCUGAUCGAGUAGAGAGCUUCACGUCAUGGGCUGUUAGAGUGGGAAAAUCCCAACUUAUUUUGUAGCAAGGCAAAGAGGCGAAGAUGUCUCACAGAAGCGCAUUAAAAGACUGUUGGCAAAGAGGAGCAUCCUCUCUUCCUUAUUGUAAAAUUUUUAAAACAUUCGCUGGAUUUGCCUAACUUUGGUUCGUUUCUUCUGGACAAACCUGAUAUGUAACAAUGCGAAUGACACCUCGUUAUGGACAGUGGUCUUGAUGUAAGAGAGGAGAUAACCAAAAGCAGUCUCACAUCAGGAGUAAAGGGCACCUUUCACAAAGGAUUAACAGUCUUAGAAAGAAACAUGAGUUUGUUCCCUCCUCUGAGCUGUUUGUCCUUUGGCAUGAACUGGAACCAUCACCUGCAUACAUUUGUCCCUUCAUGUAGUUACUAACUGUUGUAGGUUAUUGCACUAUACAACUAUUAAGAAUAGCAACUGAAUAGAAACACUAUUCGCUGCUACAGAAAGCAAACAGCUUGGAAACGUUUCCUACAUUUCAAAUGUUGUAGCAAAGUGUCUUAAGCAAUCAGUGGAAAGUCUUUGCAGCUCAAAUGGAAUUAGCUGCAGGUAUUAUUAGUGUUUUCAGGUCUGACAGUGGCAGCUAAUAGUGUGAAAACGUGAUGAACCUUCCCCUGCAGAAAGAGGUCUGAAAAUUGGUUACAAAUGUUGUUCCAAACUGUUUUAUUUAUUCAACAUUGUGAACUUCUUAGUGCAAACCAGAACCCUGGACAUGCAAAAUGUAAAGAUGAGUUUAAAAAAAAGCUCCAUUCUUACUGCAUCUUCUCUCCUUUUUUUUACUUUAUUUUAUUUUUUUUGCAGAUUCUGGAAAAGACUUUUUACUGCUCAGCAGGCGUCUGUGGAUACCUGAAUAAAGUUCCCACAGUCCUUGUUUGUUAUCUUCUCUGGACCUUUUCUAUAUUGUGUGUCUCUCCAAAGUCAGCAGAAUGGAAAUAAAACUGGGUAUGAUCGGAGUUAAGUUCAGGGAUUUAUACCACAGUUUUGUACUUUGUGCUUUGUUUGUGUGGUUUGGGAGCUUGUUUCAGUUUCUUGUUGUCAUUUUUCCAGUUUUUUUUCUGUUGCCACUGGAUUGGCAGGUGUCCGUGUUUUGUAUAUUUCAGUACUUACCUGAUGAAAUAAAACAAAAACAAAUGUCCUUUUAA
This is a messenger RNA of Girardinichthys multiradiatus, 3733 nucleotides long. It is a transcript of the gene prkd3, whose product is annotated as protein kinase D3. Gene Ontology annotation, molecular function: protein serine/threonine kinase activity; ATP binding. Bases 25 to 2388 code for a protein of 787 amino acids. The transcript has 17 exons. Gene Ontology annotation, biological process: protein phosphorylation. The record is from RefSeq and is a predicted model, not a curated record. NCBI's taxonomy places the organism in Eukaryota, Metazoa, Chordata, Actinopteri, Cyprinodontiformes, Goodeidae.